AUGGCCUUCCAGACAAGUAUUUUCAGGGACGGCGAGUGGGUGACUGAGACGGUCAACCUUCAGGCAGCCAUCAAAGCAUCUGCGACUCAAAAACCGGCGACACUGGCUCAUUUCGUCAAUCCUCCAGUCUGUGGCAUCUUGUCUCGAACCAUAGUUGAAAGUCCCAUUGUUCAUUGGAUUCUUCCUGUCCGCUUAAGAUCAGAAGAUUACAACGAUAUCGCCUUUAUUGGAGACCACUUUGUUCAAAUAAGUGAGCUUCGGGGCGAUGGCCAAGUGCAUGAAGUUGCACGGAAAAGCGAUUUUGGUUCCCGUAUUAGAGGAGCGGUCGUACUCGGAGAUUCCUUUCAGCAUGGUUUAGCGGACGAUGACCAAGCUAAUGUUUCCAAAUCUGAAGACCAAGAUACGCUGAUGCCGGAUGUCCUUGACGCUGACUGUUCACCCCGAUCUCGAACCCUACCGCCGCAGCUGCUGGUGCUGAUGCUAGAAAGCGGAGACAUCGUUUACAUAUUCUUGCGUUCAGGACAGGACUCAUCUUAUGACUUCGUGCUCAACAGACAUCGAAGUCCAAAAAAUUUCUCCUGUCUGGGUUUUCACCUGUCUGUAGAUCCAUCAUCAAGAUACAUGGCUGCGGCGUCGCCAGAAGGUCUUCUGGUGGUCUAUGAAUUUCACUCCAUGAAAACCAUCAACGAACAAUAUCGCUCACGAGGACUCUUUGACCCUGUAACAUCUUUCAGGAUUCGGGCAGUACAAGGCGUCGUACAAAAGUUGGAAUUCCUGUAUCCUCGGCCAGAAGACGACUACCACAUCAUUCUUCUCUUGAUCAUAACGAGAAAGGAACGAAGCUCCGCGGAGCCUGUUUCUCGCAUGGUCACUUACGAAUGGGAAGUAGGUGACAGCCUGAAAGAUGUUUUUGCAGAAGAGAAAGCCGGGAAUCGCUUGCCCACAGAGCACCGGAUGCCAUCCCUGCUUAUCCCACUACGGUUCAAUACGGCAUUUUUUGUCGUCUCACAGCCAGAUAUCGGAGUCGUCAAGAACUGCCUCUCUGGUUCCCCAGUCUUUGAAGCUCUCAAGACGGAUACUCCAGGAAGAACACCUUUGCACCAUGGCAUUGAGAAGCCAUUGUGGACAGCAUGGUCUAGACCAUUCCGCCGCAAGAAGUAUUUUGAAAAGACCGACAUAAUCUUCCUGGCACGCGAAGACGGAGCAAUCAUCCACAUUGAGAUUGACGCGCCAGAGCUGGUGCCGUCCGUCACCAAUGUUGGCUGCCUUCACACAAACAUCGAUACGGCUUUUACAACUGCGUAUGAUGUCUUCACUGAUAUGCUGAUUAUUGGUGGUGAUUCAGGGUCAGGGGGUAUCUGGAAGUUAGCACCACGUACCGACCUCGAGCAAGUGAGCGUAUUGCCCAACUGGUCGCCCGUUAUGGAUGUGGCGAUAUCUACGCAGCAUUCAACAUUAGAGCCCAAAGACGCGAGGGACUCACGAUGGUCUGAAGAUGAUUCUUUCCUUUCGAGACCCGAUAGUUUGUUUAGCGCCUCAGGUCGUGGUCUCAAAGGCAAUUUAACCCAAUGGAGAUGGGGUAUUCAAGGAAGGAUCGGCUUGGAUAUUGAGUAUGGGGAACCAAUAAGAAACUCUUGGGGAUUUUACUUGGAGACUGGUGGAAGCAAAAGCCUUUAUGGCUUACUGUCUUUGCCUGACUCUUCGAUCGUGCUUCAAUUUUCAGCAGAUUUCAGCCAGGUUCACUCAGUGGAGCCCGACAACACUGGCUUCGACCUGGCCUUCCGAACGCUGCAUGCUGGCCAAACUCAAUCCGGGACCAUAAUUCAAGUCACUGAAUCGUCAAUAUCCCUGAUAUCGAGCUCGGAGGUUUCACAUCAGCCUCUCGAAUCGAUCCUCGGAGUCAGAGGUGUCAACGCAGAACAUGCCUUCUGUGGGGAUCAUGUUAUAGCCUUAUCCACUCAUGACUCUGUCAAGUUUCAGUUGCACACGGUGCGGAUAAAGAACAUGAAUGCUACGCUCAUAAGCUCGUGGGACGUUGUUGGGGAAGUCACUUGUGUGCUAUUCUUCAGUGCCAUUGGUGACGAGUUUGUGGCCGUUGGUUCCGCUGCUGAUGGCGUGUCAUGGAUAUCUAUAUAUUCAUUGAAUGGCAAAGUUGUAGUCACCAAAGCUCUUCAGAGAACAGAUCCAUCACCAUCACAAGGAAGUGAAAUGCUAAGCUAUACCCACCAUUUUGAGCCACUCACGAGCAUUUGCAUGAUCCACGAAGGUGCCAGCAGCGCUGAUUUCUCUGCCGGCACACGAUGUGGACAUCUACUCACGUUGAGAAUAUCGUUUGGGAAGUCAACGUCCGUCGCCUGGAGCCGCGAGGUGAUGGGCGUGGCUCCUGUCGAUGUUUAUCCAACCCACGGCCCAUUUGCUGACGGCGCCGCGGCUUUGGCAUGCUGUGACAGUAAUCUUGUCAUGAUGUCACGAUACUCGGAAACAGAUUUUAGAUUUGCGACCAAAAGUUUCGUAUGGUUAACAGACUCUAAUGAUGCAUCAAUUCCGUCGCCUCCAGUGCAUUCCGCCUUCAGCCUCGGUAACAAACUAUCUGCAGAUCCAAGCCAUCUAUCACUCAUGCUUCUAGUAGGAACAAGGGUAUUGCUUGCAGACAUUUGGCCACACUACUCGCUUGUGCCCCGGUGUCUUCCGUUGAACGGCACCCCAACGCGCAUCAUUUAUUCGCAGGCCUGGAACUGUUUGAUAGUUGCGUUGCUGCAAGAUGACAGACCUACGCUGUUAUUCGUGGAUCCUGAAACAGGAGCACAAAUCGCUUCCGCGUCAGACAAGGAUCAAAACCCACUGGAGGUUAUAUCUGGCCUUGGCCAUGCAGGCGAUAGAAUCUAUGGUCUGAACGAAUGGUUGUACUUGAAGGAUGGCAAGACGUUUGCCUUUCUUCUCGUAGGUACCAAGGAGGGCAGACUCUUGAUAGUAUCUGUCAAGAAGAUUGAACCUAGUCUGAGAAAUUCCACCGGCGAAUCGUUGCAGUACUGGACUCGAAACAAGCAGAUGUUUGGAAAGCCCGUUUACUCCGUCGUCGGGGACGAUGACGGUAUCAUCUUUUGUGUGGACAAGACGAUCCACUGGAAUGUCCUGGACUUGGCGGAAAAGAAGUUGAAACAAGUAAAGCAAUAUGAGCUAGACUCCCCAGCGACGUCUCUUCGAGUGUCGAAUGGUAAAAUACUCGCCCUUACUACCAUGCAUUCACUCGAAGUGAUCGACCACCGAACGGGGGAAGGUAACGGGAUGGCUCUGGUCCAUACGGACCGGGUAUCGAGAACAACAAUACACAUGGCCGAUAUCGGGCCAACACGGCAGGACGGGAGCGGUGACGGAUGGCGCAUCACGCUGCUUGCGGAUCAAAGGUGCGGGUUUGCAGGCGUCUGGGUACCCUGGGGCUACCGAAACAAGGAAUUUGAGACUGUGUUUGAAGGCGCACUCCCUGCUUCGAUUAGGCGAUUUGUAACAGCACGAAGCUCACCUCCCUGGGCUAGCUCUGAGCCGAGAAGUCGAUACGGACUUUUACCAAGCGGCCAAGAUGGCGCAGAGAUGUUUGGGCUUUCCCUUGACGGAUCUUUGCGACAUUUCACGCUACUGGAUAUACCGCUAUGGCGUCUGUUGAGCUUGGUGCAGAGUCUGGCGCAACGGAAUGCUACUUUGAAUCACAUGCGGGGAAACUCGGAUUCCGAGACGAUGAAUUCAGACGACGGAGUUGAGCUGGAACCGCGACUGCACCCUAAGCUGAUGCACAUCAACGGCGACAUACUGAGCGACUGCUUGAAGCCUCGAAUGCUUGAAAAGAUGGUUGGGAAAGCCGAUGGGCUCGAUCUGUUCUGCGAAUACCUUGAUGGACUAGAAGGAGGACGAUGGACGGAUGAGUUCAGGGAUAGCAUUGGCCACUCGGACGACAAGCGGCAGGCGGCAUAUUUCAAAUUGGGAUACGAAAUUUUGACCUAUGUCUUGGCUCCAGUUUGGUAG
Molecule: messenger RNA, 4017 nt
Organism: Ustilaginoidea virens
Lineage: Eukaryota; Fungi; Ascomycota; Sordariomycetes; Hypocreales; Clavicipitaceae
Exons: 4
Coding region: 1-4017 (1338 amino acids)
Biological process (GO): mRNA splicing, via spliceosome
Cellular component (GO): U2 snRNP; nucleus
Molecular function (GO): protein binding; U2 snRNA binding
Source: RefSeq, a predicted model, not a curated record